AAGAGAAAAAAACCUUUUUCAAAUUUGGUUAGUUAAAUUACAAGAAAAUAUUUAUCUCCUAAAAGAGAGUGGCUAAAUCUACAUUUCCUUGAAAUGAUUUUUAUAGAGAAUCUUUUUAUAAAGUAUUGAAGACAGAAGAUUUUAUUAAAUAGAAACCUGUCUGAGCCGAUCUCUCGUCUUCUCUCUCUCCAUUGAUAGAAAAGAAAAGAAAAAGUCUCUUUCUCUCAGUAGAUCUUGGACAGAAGCGCACGACAUACACCAGGGAGAAGCUUACAACUGUUGAGAACCCAUAUCUUCCAAAUAUCUUGCUGUACAAGUUAUCUAUAUUUGCAAGAUGUCAAGGAAUGAUGUGGAGUACAGUUAAUAAGAACGAGUCGUAACGGCGGAGUAGGAACGAUUUAGGUUACUAUUCUUAGAUAAUCCAGGAUCCGAGAUCCGUUAUCCGAUUAGAUUUUCAUUUUUUUUCUCUUCAGACAAAACCCUAAAAUACUCUGAAGAAACUGUCUGAAACUCAUUUGAUUUCUAAGGUAAAUUCCGACACCUUUCUUCUUGUCAAACACUGUCUUAAAUAUUUCUCCUCGAUUCUGUCGUUUUCUUCUUCAGAUUUUUGUCUCGAUCUCAGUUUCAUUGUCACGGUUCUUACAGUGAUCCUCCUCUGUACAAGAACCAAACAAAAUGAGCGCGCAGAUUGUACUGUGUGAUGGCUUUGAGGUGGUUUCUCCGCCGGAGAUGAACGACCUAAUCCUCUUCGGAAGCGACCAAUCUAGUGGCUCAAACUGCGGCGAAUCAACGGUCACCACCGAAGAAGACGGCACUGUUUUCUCCGGAGAUAGCUCACCGGGAGGCGCAGCUGAAGAUGAAUGGCCUGAAGCUAAGCCUUUCUCCUUCUACUUCGUUAAGAGACCAGCUUAUGAUGAUCCCCAGAUCAAAGCCAAGAUCAAUGAAGCUGAUUCACAGAUCUAUCACUGUAAUAAACUCCGGAUUGAUAUCUCAAAAGCUCAGAAAUCCGAAAGGGCUGAGAUUUCGUCUCUGUAUGCUCAAAUGGAGAGUUUGGGUCCAAAAUCAGAAGGAUAUAAAAUGGUUUUCGAAGAGAUGAAGAAGGAGUUUGAUACUCUACAUGAAGCUCUACGGAAUCAACGGUGCUCUAGCAGUAGCCAGCUUAGCUUUUCAAAGGAGGAACUCAAUCAUCUUAUCUACAUAGCACAUUACGUUAUUGAACAUGGAAACAUUGGUUUGGAGGAAGAACAUUGGGUGCUUAAAGAAACCGAGAAGCCUAGUGAGAUAGUAUUAAGUGAGGAUUCUCUUGUAGAGAAAGAAGCUUUCAUACAACGUCUCAAGUUAAUGGCUGUGGAAAUGAACGAAGUGAAGAAAGAGCUUGAAGCCAUUACAUGGAACAUUAACUUCUUGAGUGACAAACUAAGACAGAUUCAGAACAAGAUCAUGAUGUUGGACGUAGAAAUGGCACACAUACUUGAGCUAAGAGACAGAUCAUAUGAAAGGAUUAAGAUGUUGAGGAUACAACGAGACAAAGGGAAUGCUGCGUGUUUCCAGAGCCUUGCUGUUAUGAGGAAAGCUAAAGAACUAGCUGCCUCUGGAAAUGUUAGAGAUCUUGAAGUGCUCUCUAGCUCCGAGGUUGAUAGAUUCAUGACUAGUUGGAACAAUGACAAGGCUUAUAGAGAUGAUUACGUAAAAAGAAUCUCACCAUCACUCUACGAAAGACAGCUGAGCUUAGAUGGUCGGAUUAGAGAUCAAGAAGGUGAAGCUCCGGUUGUUCAAGAAAAGCAAGCUCUAGGGAAGAAUAGAGAGGAAGGUAUGGUGGUAAUGCACAAGAGGAACAGAGAAGAGUCCAGCUCCAACUCGUCUCAAGAUGAAAAUGUAGUCACCACUAAACAAAAGAAAGAAGUGAGGAAGACGGUGAUAGACUUCAACAGGUCAAGUGAUGAGGAGAGUGUAGUUAUAGAUUUGGAGUUCCCGGUGUAUGAGAAUCCGAAAAAAGAAGCAAAAGAGGUUGAUGAAGAGACUUUGAAGGAGAGGAAACGAGAAGAGCAGAUAGAGAAAGCUAGGUUAGCUAUGGAAAGGAAGAAGAAGCUACAAGAGAAAGCUGCUGCCAAAGCUGCUUUAAGAGUUCAAAAGGAAGCUGAAAAGAAACUCAAGGCUAUGUUUCUUAACUCUUUCUUUUUUUUUCAGGAGUGUGAGAAGAAAGCUAAGAAGAAAGCUGCAGCAAACUCUUCUUUUGAAGUAGACCAAUCACAAGAAGUAACCAAUGAGCUGGAGAAGGUCAAGACUUCAGCAGUUCAUAGGUCGUUGUUUCGAAAGCAGAAAAGUUUCAGGUACAAACACCGUGGGAGAGGAACAGAAGCUCUCCCUAAAGCCAUCCUAAACCGUAGAAGGGCACAUCAAUACUGGGUUUGGGGAGUUUCAUCUGCUGCACUUGCUCUCGCUCUCUCCGUUGGCGUUUUACUUUUAAGGUGAAUUGAAGGAAAUAAAGACACACUAAAAGGGUAUUGACUUUAUCUGGUUGGAGAGGAGGAGCUGCUUCAUAGACUUUCAAAGUUAUCUUAUAGUGUCAUAACCCUUAGAUGUUAGUUUGAUAUGUUUCUUUUAAUAUUGUCUGAAAAACAAGAAACAUUCACUUUAUAGUGAACAUUGUGGACUGAAAAUCCACUUAAUAGUUAUUACAGUCAAGAAACUUGACUGAUUACAUCUCCUAAGAAAUUACAAAUAAUAUCAACAAAUCUCAAUUUCUCUGUCUUGUUACAUGUGACAUAAAAGCUAAAUCUAGUUCUUGCAGAAUGGUGCAACAACUAGUUUGAGAAGUUUCAGUAUAGUUUUUCUAAUGCUCCUCUGCUUUUACUUAGUCUUUCUUCAUCUUUGCAUACGAUAGUUUCGACUCUUUGGUUAUGCCCUUGUGUUUGAAAUAGAAGUACUUAGUGAUCUGCAAGAAAGCCAAUCUAACUCUUGACGUGUGGGAAAAGUAACUAUGUUUAAGACCUACGUGCUUACUGCUUAUUGUAAUCUGGCACAAUCUAACGGCCUAAAUGGGCCACAAUUACGUGCUUUACAUUGUCCACGGGUGGCUGGCCCCGUCCUCCACCAUUCCACUUACUUCCGUAAGGUUUGGAUCUUCCUUCGCUAAGUACUUCAUUGGCAGUUGAGAUAAUGUCGGAAAGCAAUAGAUUCAGUAAAAUCAAGUAAGAAAGAAAAGUAACUAUGUCGAUUAGGUUCUCGGCGAAGAGACUCGCGACGGUGUCUCAAGAACUCAUGGCGGAGAUGUCUCCGGUUAUGACCUUCGACAAGCUACCACCAAGUUCCACCGCUUCUUCACCGCAUUUAAGCAAACGGAGGUAUGUCCAUGAAAUAUAUCAUUUGUAGGUAACAUUCAAAUGAUUAGUUAAUAGUUAGACCAAAUAAACGUUAAUAGUUAG
Brassica napus (rape) is the source of this 3425-nucleotide messenger RNA. Its product is annotated as proton pump-interactor 2-like. The record is from RefSeq and is a predicted model, not a curated record. The transcript is spliced from 7 exons. Bases 676 to 2472 code for a protein of 598 amino acids. Lineage: Eukaryota; Viridiplantae; Streptophyta; Magnoliopsida; Brassicales; Brassicaceae.